Messenger RNA from Mesorhabditis belari, 456 nucleotides. Lineage: Eukaryota; Metazoa; Nematoda; Chromadorea; Rhabditida; Rhabditidae. The record is from the annotation of a GenBank genome assembly.
AUGACUGGCGUGCACACAAACCCAAUCAUUGUGGGAACAACGAUCACAGCUGAAUCCACGGUAACAUCGACAACAACUCCAAUCUCUACUCAAGAAAGCACAAAACCGACAACAAAACCGGAAUCAACGAUUGAGACAGAUGAAUCGACUACAACCAAACCAUCAACUAAACCUUCAACCACCGAGGCUCCAAUGACUGACAAGGAAAAAGCGCCAACCACUCUCUCGGAGAUUUUGUUGACUCUCCAACCCAUCGAUCCAUCCACCAUUUCGCCAUCGAGGAGCACUAUCGACUUGGAGUGCAAUGGAAACCCGAUGUCACCGAUGCCUUUUGAGGGAAUGGUCCCAAGCAAGACAACUUGUGGAGCCUGGGCCUUCGAUGUCUUUGAAUCGACCACAACUGUGCCCGCCUCCUGCCUCAUCGCUUGCCCAACUGGAUACACCAACUUUGCUCAA